This is a messenger RNA of Saprolegnia parasitica CBS 223.65, 813 nucleotides long. RefSeq lists its product as hypothetical. Bases 1 to 813 code for a protein of 270 amino acids. The transcript has 3 exons. NCBI's taxonomy places the organism in Eukaryota, Oomycota, Saprolegniomycetes, Saprolegniales, Saprolegniaceae. Gene Ontology annotation, cellular component: phosphatidylinositol 3-kinase complex, class III, type II; phagophore assembly site; phosphatidylinositol 3-kinase complex, class III, type I. The record is from RefSeq and is a predicted model, not a curated record. Gene Ontology annotation, biological process: late endosome to vacuole transport; autophagosome assembly; autophagy.
AUGCACCCGACGACGCCGAGGAAGACCGGGUCGCGCAGCCAUGUCGCCAUGGGCCACACCGCUCCGGCGGCCUCGGCGCUGCGAAGGAACACGUCUAUGACGACGACGCCCUCCAUCCAGCAGUCGCUGAGCCGCAGUCACGGCCAUAGCUCGGGCAUGCGCUCGUCGACAUCGACGCCCAACAUGCGCGACCUCAUGACGCACACAAAAGAAGAGCGGUCGUCCGUGUCGACGUUUGCGGUCCAUGCGUCGGACGUCCUCCGGUGCCUCCAGCGCUACAACGUCUUUAACGACACCUUUCACAUUUGGCACGAAGGCUCGUUUGGGACGAUCAACGGUCUCCGGCUCGGGCGCCUCCCGAGCAAGCCCGUCGAGUGGGCCGAGAUCAACGCGGCGCUCGGCCAAGCCACGCUGCUGUUGGCGACCGUCGCGAGCCGCGCGAACCUCAACUUUGCACGCCACACGCCCGUCGCGCGAGGCAGCUACUCCAAGAUGCUCACGGCGCCGUCGAAAGACAAGCGCAAGGAGUACCCGCUGUACUCGGACGGGAGCUUUUUUCAGCGGCAAAAGUUCAACCAAGCGCUCGUCUUCUUCCUCGAGUGCGUCGACGAAGCCGGUGUCCGCGCCAUGCGCGAAGAGCCGUCGCUGCGCUUUCCGUACAAGAUUUACAAGGGCAAGAUCGGCGAGCUUGCCAUCUCCGUCGGCGGCAACGACGAGCAGUGGACGCGCGCACUCAAGUACUUGCUCACGCACCUCAAGUGGCUCCUUGCAUGGAUCGCCAAGCGGAUCGUGCGCGCAUCGUCGUUUCUGUGA